ACCCGGAAAUGACGUCAUGUUUUGCGGUCGGAGCUUCCCACUGACGAGCAGUGGAGGAGAGGCUACCUUUGGUUAUUUUACCAAUUCAACAUUUAAAUACACUUCCACUGGAAUUGUUAUGCUUUGACUCAACCCCUAACACCUCCUAUUACUGCUAGAGGAGUUUACCGGUGUUUUCAGAGCCUCGUAGCCGCCUGCGAGCACCGGCCUGCAGCAGGAUGUCCCGCCUGGCCUUCCAGACACAGCUGGCCUCCAUCAUGGAGGUCCUCGCUAAUGCAGCAGUGGCGGAGAUCUGUAAGCUGGUGGACGAUGACUAUGCGGUGGUGAGUUUACAGAUGUCGCAGUGUCAGAGGGAGAACAAAGCCCUAAAGAGGAAGCUCCACCUGCUGGAGCUAAAGAUGGCCCGGGGAAACGCCGAGAGGAGGCUCCGGGAGAGCGCCAUGAACAGCAGCCGCUCCAGGGUGCAGAUACACGGCGACAGGCUGCGGGAGUCCUCGCCAUCCUCCGGUGUGUUUGAGAGGCGGAUAGAGGUAGCAGUGUGGCCGGGUAAAGCUGCUGCAGGUCGGCCAAGCGUCAGGCCCGUCCAUUCUGACAGCGUCCAGAGUAAGUCUCCAGACGUGGAGCUGGUGGAGCCAGAGGUGCUGCUGGUGAAGGAGGAGAAAGUGGAGGCCAACUUGCGGCUUGAAGAAGCAGAGGAAAACUCGUUCAUAGGAGAGGACGGCGUGGUGGAGGGUGGAGCUGCAGGACAGGACACACAGUCCACUUCCAGUCAGACGCGGGGGCAGAUCCAGAGCAGCAGGACGAGACACACGGGUAGCAGCAGCCGAGGAGUGGAGGAGGAGGUGGAGCCAGAUGUGGUGCUUGUGAAAGUGGAAGAGGGGGAGCCGGGGAGCCAAAAAGGCUUCAGCAUACAGGAGGGGUUGGUGGAGUCGAGCACAGACGACUACAGAGCUGUUCUGCCGUUUGAGGACAUCACACAAACCACCAAUCAGCUGUCCGACCUGCAGGAGUCUGGGCGGGGCUUCUCAGAGUCUGCAGCAACUCAGUCAAUGGCGGACCCCGGCAGUGUAGCGGCGGUCCAGCUGAGGGUACCGGACACCAUCUCAGCAGCUAACUCCAGAGCACAACAACAGCAGAGAUCCAGCACCAGAACCCCCCCCAGCUCUGAGUACUCUCUGUUUGAGCUGGAGACUUUCUUCACCCGCUGGGCCCCGGACAGUGACUCAGGCAGCAGUGGCCCUUCAUUUCCUUUCCCUGCUGAUGACUCAGCAGAGUGUGACCAGAAUGGAGUUAUUAUAGUAGAGAGUGAAACACAGCCUCAACCUGUGGCAGCACCAGGCGCCGCCCCCUCAGGAGAGAGGAUGGGUGUGUGGCAGAGUUCCUCCUCCAAUCACAUCCAGCCGUCUGUGUCACACGGCCCGUCAGCAGAGACUUCUGCAUCCACACCUCUGAGGGUGAAAGCUCCAUUGUCCCAGCCACCGUGGAGCAGGAAAGCAGUCCUGAUCAGAGGAGCGCAGUCUGAGCUGCAGCAGCAUGGGGACAGCAGCAGAGCCUCUCAGCAGCAGCACAGCCUUCCCUCUGCACAGACCUCAGCUGCGGUCAGUAACACAAAGAUCUCCUCUAUCAGCUCCACAAGUAGGACUAUGAGCUCCACAGUGGCUCCAUAUGUCAGGAGGUUUUUGGGCAGAAAAGAGGUGCCCAGCGCGGAAGAGCAUCGAGUCAGCCUCCUGGCUCACCACAAUAUAAGCCAGGCUCCCGGUAUUUUGCUCAGUGAGCAUCGCAAGAAGGGCUACGUCUGCAGAGCCUGCGGUAAAGCGUUCACGGGCUUAUCCAAUCUGGAGGCCCACGAGAGAGUCCACACAGGGGAGAAACCAUACCGCUGCGACACCUGCGGGAAACGCUUCUCCGAGGCCGGGAACCUGAAGAAGCACCAGAGAGUUCACACUGGGGAGAAACCCUUCAGCUGCCAGCAGUGUGGGAAGAGGUUCGCCUGGAUCUGCAAUCUGAGAACACACCAGCAGUCUGCCACAGGCUGCGGCCUCCAAGCAGGGGGACGGCUGGGCCUGGGCUGAUCCCUUUGCACUGUGGGGGACCGGAGUAAUGCUAGUGUUAUUUAAUUCACACAUACAGACACAAAUUGCAAUUCAUUCAUUCUUAAAAGGGGAUGUUGCAACAAAACAAAGAGUGUUAUGUCUUUUAUAAAUUUCAGAUGUUUUGUCUAUGAUAAAAUAUUGUUUAACUAUUAGCCCUCCAUUCAGGUAAAGUGAGGAUUGAUUUGAAGGACAUCAAUGCAAUACCACGCAAAAAUUAGCCAACUUAUACAACAAAUGCAUUAUAUCUUAGCUUUUUUAGUGUCUACAUGUGGAUUUUCAUGCUUUACAAAGUAUCUGACACUGCCUGGAUGUUGAUGAAAGCAAAUUAAAAUAUUCAGCUGACUUUGUCAUACCAUUUUGGAAAGUUCUUCGGAUAUUAUUCAUACUUUACUUGUGUUCAAUAAGUUAAAGUGUUAUGUGCUCGUCUUUUAUCUUGUUCUCAAAAACUCCCAGGUUUUAUGACUCCAGUGUGUAGAAUGAAAUGACGAAUGGUAAUAUAACUGUUCAGCACAUUUGUAAACAGUAAAUAAGCACACAGUGAUGUAGUGAUGCAUUCCAGGUGCUACUUCAAGACGAUAUUGUCUUAUUUUUGUAACUAUGCGUCCCACAUGAGCCUUAGUCCGUGCCUGGAUUUAGGAAACACUGUUUGAAAUGACUUGCCGUGCAAACACAGGUUAGUACGUUUUGAGAUGUUCCAAUAACGUAUGAAACAUCCUCACCCUUCAUGUUGAGUUCUACCAGCCUACAAUGUUGAGAUGAUGUUUUGAUGGCCAUUAAUGGUCACAUGCAAUAAAGUAAACAAUACAUGA
Molecule: messenger RNA, 2902 nt
Organism: Eleginops maclovinus (Patagonian blennie)
Lineage: Eukaryota; Metazoa; Chordata; Actinopteri; Perciformes; Eleginopidae
Product: zinc finger protein with KRAB and SCAN domains 7
Exons: 8
Coding region: 219-2072 (617 amino acids)
Biological process (GO): urogenital system development; embryo development; regulation of transcription by RNA polymerase II
Cellular component (GO): nucleus
Molecular function (GO): RNA polymerase II transcription regulatory region sequence-specific DNA binding; DNA-binding transcription factor activity, RNA polymerase II-specific
Source: RefSeq, a predicted model, not a curated record